AUGGGUAAAAAAGUGCCUGUGGUGUGUGGGUUCCUGGUGGCGUUCCUGGUGGUUCUUACCCAGGGAGAACCUGUCCUGAUUGAACGUGAACUAGUCAACACAGUGGAUCGUAUUGCGAACGAAGUGCACGAGAAUGCCUUCGCAGUGGAAGAGGAGGCCGUGGCUGCAGACAAGUUCCUCGCGCAGGCUGAUUCCGUGAGUCCGUUCCUGGUGGGUGGUGGACCGGCGUUGGCUGGCGCUUUCCCGGCCCAGGUUGCGGUACAGAUCGGUACGGCUGCGUUCUGCGGUGGUUCGAUCCUGAACCAAAAUCACAUCCUAACGGCGGCCGGUUGCGUGCUGGACGCGAACAAUCAUCUCAUCGCCGCCAACCAGGUUACGGUGCGCGCCGGUGUACUGGUCGUAGAUCAAAACGCACCAGUUAUGGCGGUGAAUCGGAUCUUCCCCCAUCCGCAGUACAACCCGUGGACGUUCGAGAAUGAUAUUGCGGUGCUGCGGCUCACGAACAACAUCGUGUUUCCGCAGGUCGCUCUGCCGAACAUGGCACCGGCCGAGCUGAAUCUUCGGAUCGUGCCAGACUCCACGGUGUGCCAGGUGCUUGGGUGGAACUGGCAGCAGGCUGCCCAGAACGUACCGCUGCAGGUGUUGAAUGUGCAGUAUUCACCGCGCACUACCUGCAACGCCCAGCACCAGGGCAUGCUGCACGACUCGAUGGCCUGCACCGUGCUGAAUCAGGCCACGCACGGUGUCUGUGCCCCGAACCGAGGCGGUGGGCUGUACUGUAACGAUCGGCUGACCGGCAUCAUCUCGUUCGGGUUUGGCUGCGGUACGAACAACACGUACACGGUGUACACGCAGGUGCGGUACUAUCACCACUGGAUUCAGCAGCAGUUCGGCCGUACGGAUACGCCCGUAGCCGGGCCAACGCCAAUGCCGGGCGUUGUCGGUGGUGGCGGCGGUGGUGGCACUGCCAGCUCCAUCACACUGUCCCUGGCAACCGUGCUGGUGGCGAUCGUAGCAGCCCUCCUCCUCAACUAG
Molecule: messenger RNA, 1035 nt
Organism: Anopheles arabiensis
Lineage: Eukaryota; Metazoa; Arthropoda; Insecta; Diptera; Culicidae
Product: trypsin-like
Exons: 1
Coding region: 1-1035 (344 amino acids)
Biological process (GO): proteolysis
Molecular function (GO): serine-type endopeptidase activity
Source: RefSeq, a predicted model, not a curated record